AUGUUGAGAUACCCAAGGCUUCUAAAAGAGGCUAGAUCGGGCAAGGUUGUGUCUUCUCUAUCAUGUCAUCAUGCACAUGUCGAACCUUUUCAGCAUUAUGCAAGAUUCAACACGCUGCAGCAAAAAGCCAACUUUAGUUCUGGUGGGAUUAUUGGAGCGUCUGCGGAUCUAGGGUUUGAAAAGUCUGCUAAGGCUUCUGUAUACACGGAUUUUUCUCCUUUUGACUCUUCUUUCGCUGCGGUCGAGUCUGCAGAGCGGAGUACUGCAAUGUCGUUAUGGUCUUUACUUGAGGCUUGUUUGUCGGCUAAUUAUAUUGAUAGGUCCUAUUCAAUAUUGCAGUCUCUGUAUGAGCUGAAAACUCAUCGUCAUCUUUUUAUUAAUGAGUAUAACAGAUACCUAACGAAAUAUUGCGACAUGGAAACUUCUACUGAUAAUUUGAAACAGAAAGUAUUUAACGACUUCAAAAACAAUUUCACAAGUUGCAGUUACAAUGAUACUACUCUGGCUAUAUUGAUCCGUCAUGCACUAACUCACUCCCCAACGAAAGAGAUAGCCAGAGAAAAUAUUCAAGUCUUUCUGCAAAUGGCUCUGAAAGGGACAAAGUCGAUCAUGAGCAACAUUAAGAUAUUUUCUAUCAAUGAUUAUAAGUCCUUAUACAAGGAACUAGGUGUAAUAGCUGUUUCUGAUAUGCCAGAAUCGAUUUCAUCUUUGGUGAUAAAAACGAUUGUAGACCCUACACUAAAUAAGGAAUCAUCUGCAGAACAUACUGAAAUAGAAGAAGAAGUAUCUUCGGUAGAGAAAGAUGCUGCACAGUUACUUUCCGUCGGAACUUUUGGUUUGCGUGCAGUUAAACAUAGUUUAUUAGGUCUUUCCAUUACUGAUGAUCAAAAAGAACAACUUAGUAGGGUAAUUGAUCCACUUUUGAAGGCCUGUGAACCUGUAAAUCAAAGCGCGAACUUUUUUGAUAUUUACAAAACAUUAAAGACUCCUGAAGAGCGCAAAGCGUUUGACGACUUUUUGGAGGAAUUUAAUCAAGAUAGACAGCGGGAUUUGGAGAAUAGAUCUUUAGAUGCUGCUAAAGAACGUUGGCAACGUGAAUACCAAGCAUCACAGAACAGGGGUGAUUUAAACAUCAAUAAGAGCCUCAACGUGAGACUUUGGGAGUGGUAUCAUGCAAUGCUUCCCUUACUGAAGGAAGAAAUGAGGAUGUGUAAGGAUGUAGUUGAUGGCAACGUAAAAGGCGUCGAUAAGGAGAGAUCACAGUAUGCUCCAUACUUACUGUUAUUGAAACCAGAAAAAAUGUGUGUAAUCACCAUUUUGGAAUUGUUAGCAUUGAAUUCUACUGGUGGCGUUGCUGGUGGUAUGAGAACUGCAAGGGCAGUGCUUUCUGUAGGAAAAGCUGUGGAAAUGGAGUUUAGAUCAGAAGCAGUUCUAAACAGUGAAAAUCAGAUGUUUAAGGAAUACAGUAAAAAUUCUCAGGAGUUAAAGAGGUUAGUUCAGAGCGCAAAAUCGACAUUCAGACAAGCAAAAGUUGAGGAGCAUAAGUUUUUAUGGCCUCAUCCUAUAAGGGCUAAAAUCGGUUCUCUGCUUAUAUCUAUGUUAAUCCACGUUGCAAAAGUUCCUGUUAAAGGUACUGAUCCAGUCACUAAUGAAGUUGUUCACGGUGAAGCACCGGCAUUUUGUCAUACCUUUCAAUAUAGAGUUGGUAGUAAGAUUGGAGUAUUAAAGCUCCACACGACGUUAACAGUUGCAUUAAGCGGUCAAAGAUUGAACGCCAGUGUUCAACCUCAACAUUUACCGAUGCUGGUUAAGCCACGGCCAUGGACGUCGUGGAAUUCCGGAGGCUACCUGUAUACACAAACGACUUUAAUUCGGACUAGGGAUUCGCCGGAGCAAAUUGCAUACCUAAAAGCCGUUUCGGAUAAACUAGACAAUGUCUACAAGGGGAUGAAUGUCUUGGGUGAUACUCCGUGGACUGUAAACAAAACGAUGUUGAAUAUAAUAUCAACCAUUUGGAAUAGCGGUGAAGGUUUCUUAGAUAUCCCUCCGCAAAAAGAGGACGUGGAAUUACCACCAAGACCUCCAAGAGAUGCAGAUCCGUUAAUAUUAAAACACUGGAGGAACGAAUGUAAAUUUAAAACACUCGAGUUCCGUUCUGAUAGGUCUGUAAGAUGCGACUCUAAUUAUAAGCUAGAGAUUGCAAGAGCAUUUUUAGGGGAAAAGUUUUACUUUCCUCAUAGUUUAGAUUUUAGAGGACGUGCUUACCCUAUAGCUCCUCAUUUCAAUCAUUUGGGUAAUGACAUGUGUAGGUCCCUUUUACUUUUCUGGGAUGGUAGACGGUUAGGUCCUGAGGGAUUGAAAUGGUUGAAGAUCCAUUUAGCCAACCUUUAUGGUAUGGAUAAAGCUCCAUUUGAAGAUCGUAUUAAGUUCACUGAAGAUAAUCUAGAACAUGUCAAAGAAUCUGCUGAAAACCCACUUAACGGCAAGGGCUGGUGGAAAAAGGCUGACAAACCAUGGCAAUGCUUAGCAACAUGUCUUGAACUUAAUGAAGCUUACAAGUUAGAGAAUCCCGAAGACUUUGUCUCACACCAACCUGUACACCAGGACGGUUCCUGUAAUGGUCUGCAGCAUUAUGCAGCACUAGGUGGUGAUCUUGAGGGUGCUCGACAAGUUAAUCUUGUUCCAAGUGAGAAACCCAGAGAUGUUUAUAAACAUGUUGCGAAACUAGUCACUGAAAGGUUAAAGAAGGCAGCGUUGGCAGGUGAUGAUAAGGCGAUUUUGCUGCAAGAUAAAAUUACAAGAAAGAUCGUUAAACGUACUGUGAUGACUAACGUCUAUGGUGUUACUUUUAUCGGUGCAGCAGCCCAGAUUGAUAAAGAGUUGCAGGACGAGCUACCAGAAGAUGCGGACUGUUAUGCUUUAUCACGUUAUCUGGCCAGACAUGUUUUUGCUAGUAUUCGUGAACUGUUCCAUGCUGCUCACUUAAUUCAAGAUUGGUUGGCGGAAAGUGCGAAAAAAAUCUCCAGAUCUGUGAGGUUGGAUCUAGAACUUGACAAGUCAAGGAAAGUAGACAGUUCUAUGAUGAUGACAUCAGUUAUUUGGACUACUCCUCUAGGAUUGCCAGUGGUUCAACCUUACAGGGAUUUAAAGAGAAAACAAAUUAGGACGAAUUUGCAAACUGUAUUUAUUUCCGAUCCAUUUGCUAUCAAUGCAGUGAAUGGACGUCGUCAAACUGCUGGUUUGCCUCCAAACUUCAUACAUUCCCUUGACGCUUCGCAUAUGUUGUUAUCGGCAGUUGCAUCUGCUAAACAUGGUUUAAGGUUUGCUGCAGUCCACGAUUCAUACUGGACUCACGCCAGUGAUGUUGAUACAAUGAACAACGAAUUAAGAAAAGAAUUUGUUAGAAUGUACAGCGUUGACUUAAUCCAGCGAUUAAAGAAUGAAUUUGAUGAGCGUUACGCAGAUUAUGUGGAGAUUAAAUACAUCAAGAAGUCAUCUGAAAUUGGAUCUGGAUUAAUUGCUUUGAGGCGGGAUAUCUCAAAUAAACUAGGUAGACAAAUUACCAUCGCCGAUGAGAUUUCGAUGGAGAGGGAAAGAUUAAAAUUAUUGCGGUCUUUGGAUCCUAUAGAAAAUAAGAAGGGAGAGGAAAUGGUCACAACUAUUUCAUUCUUGGAGGGUAAGGACUUUGCGGAAUAUGAAGUUCCCUACUCUGUCUCGAACAGCUGUAUGAUUCUAGCCCCAAUGAAAUUCAGCAGUGUACCACCAAAAGGGGAAUAUGAUAUUAAGGAAUUGCUUAACAGCAAAUACUUUUUCUCUUGA
Eremothecium sinecaudum is the source of this 3819-nucleotide messenger RNA. It is a transcript of the gene RPO41, whose product is annotated as DNA-directed RNA polymerase. Lineage: Eukaryota; Fungi; Ascomycota; Saccharomycetes; Saccharomycetales; Saccharomycetaceae. Bases 1 to 3819 code for a protein of 1272 amino acids. The record is from RefSeq and is a predicted model, not a curated record. Gene Ontology annotation, molecular function: mitochondrial promoter sequence-specific DNA binding; DNA-directed RNA polymerase activity. The transcript has a single exon. Gene Ontology annotation, biological process: mitochondrial transcription. Gene Ontology annotation, cellular component: mitochondrial DNA-directed RNA polymerase complex.